AUGGACCUCCACACUUGGGAGGACUUGGCAAAUAAGACAAGUGUGGAAGAAUUCAUCCUUCUUGGCUUCCCGGGCAUGUGGUAUUUCCGGGUCUCCCUUGUGGUGGUGUUUGCACUGACGUACUCCCUGACAGUAAUUGGCAAUGCGUCCAUCAUAGCCCUUGUGUGGACCAACAGCAACCUCCACACCCCACUGUACUUCUUCCUCUGCAAUCUCUCCUUUCUGGAGAUCUGGUACACUACAGGUGUUGUUCCUAAAGCCAUAGGAGUCCUUCUGGGGACUAGCCAGACCAUCUCCUUCAGUGUCUGCAUCCUCCAGUUGUUCUUUCUUCUCUCUCUAGGCUCCACUGAGUGUUUUCUCUUGUCUGUCAACACCUAUGACCGCUACUUAGCCAUAUGCUACCCUUUGAGAUACAGCUCCAUCAUGAGCGGUGUCCUCUCUGCUCAGCUGGUGCUCAGCUCCUGUAUGGGAGGCUUUCUGGCCGUCUCACUGCUGGCCUUUCUGACAUCCAGGCUGACCUUCUGUGGCCCAGAUGUCAUCAACCAUUUCCUCUGUGAUAUAGAUUCCUGCCUUGCCCUCUCCUGCAGUGACACAUGGCCAGUGGAGCUGGCAACUUUCCUCGUCUCCAUAAUUAUUGUGGUGGCCUCCUGUGUGGUCACCCUGGUCUCCUACGUGUACAUCAUCUCUUCCAUCCUGAGAAUCUGGUCAGCCCAUGGCCGGAAAAAGGCCUUUUUCCCUUGUCCUGUCCAUCUCAGCGUCGUCACAAUCUGGUGUGGCUCCACCAUCUUCCUGUAUGUCAAGCCAUCGGCCCAGAACUCCCUGGAUCUGAACAAACUUGUCAACACCUUUAACACCGUUGUAACUCCUUUGUUGAACCCCUUCAUUUACACACUCAGGAACAAAGAAGUGAAGCAAGCUCUGGGGCAGGCUUUCCAGAAGAAGUGA
Molecule: messenger RNA, 945 nt
Organism: Pterocles gutturalis (yellow-throated sandgrouse)
Lineage: Eukaryota; Metazoa; Chordata; Aves; Pterocliformes; Pteroclidae
Product: olfactory receptor 6F1-like
Exons: 1
Biological process (GO): G protein-coupled receptor signaling pathway
Cellular component (GO): membrane
Molecular function (GO): olfactory receptor activity; G protein-coupled receptor activity
Source: RefSeq, a predicted model, not a curated record